Molecule: messenger RNA, 4700 nt
Organism: Radiomyces spectabilis
Lineage: Eukaryota; Fungi; Mucoromycota; Mucoromycetes; Mucorales; Radiomycetaceae
Exons: 15
Coding region: 44-4456 (1470 amino acids)
Biological process (GO): regulation of transcription by RNA polymerase II; regulation of cell shape; cytoskeleton organization
Cellular component (GO): nucleus
Molecular function (GO): protein binding
Source: RefSeq, a predicted model, not a curated record
CUUCUCCUCCUCCCUUCCCAGUCUUGUGAUCGGGUUGACAACAAUGGAGCAAGAGCUUUAUUAUCUGAUCGCCAAAUUCCUCAAUGCUGGACCAUGCAAGGAAGCGGCCUAUGCUUUGGAAAAAGAACUCAAUGACCAUCGCCAAUUGCUUCCUCACAGCAUGUCCUACGAAGGAACAGAGGUGCCCAUGUCCUUGGAUCGUCUGUCCAACGAUUUUCCAGACGUAAACGGAACUUAUCUAUUAGACUUGUUGGGCAAGUUCCUGGCCCAUUUCAGAGACACCGGCGACCCCAAAGUGCUACGUGUCAGUGCUUUGCGACAUGGCGAUCAGUCUCUAUUAACGAUGCUUUCGGCAUUUGUCCCUCACGAAGAAUAUGCACGCUCCAAUUACCUCACCAUGAGUAAACGAGAAUUGUCCAAGUUGUCCGUUCAUCGUAUGCUCAUUGCUCGGGAAUUGGGAGCCAAAAUCAUGCGCACAGGUCCAUCGCCGACCUUUUUAUCCACCUGUUACAAAGAGCGCGUUACAAUCUCGGGACAUCGAAAUCCGGUUUUUUGCUUAGCUUUUGACAGAACCAGUCGACGAUUAUUUACAGGAAGUGAUGAUUUUCUGGUCAAAGUAUGGUGUGUGCGCACCGGCUACCUUAUCUAUACAAUACGAGGGCAUCAAAGCGUCAUCACAGACAUUGCUAUCAAUCAAGAGAAUACGUUGAUUGCCACCGCAUCUUCAGACGGAUAUGUACGCGUAUGGACAAUGGAUGGUUAUAAGCCUGUGGUUAGUCUGCGAUCCAAUACAGCCACGACCAAACCAUUUACGACUGUUAAUUUUUCGCCGUCACCGAGACCCGAGACGCGUUAUUUGAUGGCGACCAAUGAAGAUGGUCUUGUACGACUUUGGAAAUGGGAUCGAGACACACUUCAAUUUUUUGACGCCGACUCGCCCAUCACAUUUAGCUGUAAAUUCAGGGCACGCGAUCGAUUACGAUGUUCGUCAUUCAACUACACAGGAACCAAGUUUGCCGUAGCCGGUGAUGAUGGCUUUGUAUAUGUCUUUUCAACCAUCAAAAUGGAUACCGAGGAUGGCCAUGUCAUCACCGAUGCUAAUAGUUCACAAGAUCGUGAUGCUCGCGCAAGAGUGGGCCGUGGCCGUCGACGGGUGGCAAGUGCCUUGUUUCCAGACAAAAGCGGCCAAGUUCAGGCUCAACCGGUGAUUCCGAUUGGAAAUCUGGAAGGUCAUAUGGGAAGUGUAACAGAUUUGGCUUACAGUCAUGACGGACACCGGAUAUUAAGCGGGUGUCAGGACGGAACGGCGCGAAUCUGGUCCUAUGAUAAGGAGAAACGCAAAUGGAAUUCAAUCGUCUUGGAUAUCAAAGAACCAUCCAAUGUCUGUGUCGUUACGCCUUCAAGCAACAAUCCACCGUCUUCAGCACAUGAAACAGUCGACCGUAACACCGGUGCCAUGGAAGCCUCAGAAGCUACCGAGUUUGGCACACUUAUACCAUUUUACGAAAGCACAGCAAACGAUCAAUCAUCCCACGUGUCAGCAACACAGCCGGUUUCCUCCAAUAUAAACGCACCUGUUCCAGCUACUCAACUGCCCUCCACCGAUCCAACUCAAACACAGACUGCCGCGCCUGAUGCCGCAGCGCAAAUCGACACGCCCAAAGUAUCUAUGAUUGCUUGGACGGCCGAUGACCGAUUGUGUGUUGUUGCUACCACCCACGGUGACAUUCGGGUAUACUACGCAUGCAAUGGCGAACCAGCAGCGACCCUCAAGGGACAUGAAGGCGAAACGUACGCUCUCGACAGUCAUCCCCAUGACCCCAACACCAUUCUCUCCGCAGGUUAUGAUGGCAAUGUCAUUCUGUGGGAUCUUCACCGUAACAAGGUGAUCACCUGCCGGCAUCAUUCUGGCCGCAUUUUCUUGGAUUGUAAAUUCUCCAAGGAUGGUAUGAAAUAUGCGAUUACGGACGAAGAUGGAAAUUGCACCCUAUUCAGCAUCGGGGGCCUCGACAAGGAUUACGAUAAAGUAAGGAGUUGGACCAGAGGCCAGCAUUUUUACACCGAUUACAUGCCGCUUCGAUUUUCGCCGGAUGGAUCCUUUGUGGAUGAACAAACUCUGCAACCACCACACACUUUGCCAUGUUCAGCCAUCAUUGAUUGGCGAGGUGUCGAGUAUCCUAAUCAACGAAAAUUGGGUUACGGUCGAAAUAUACCGGUGCAUCCUGAUACUUUGGAGAUUGAAGAUCUGCGACGUUUGGCAUGCUAUGAGAUGGAAGAAGAGGAGAUUAAAUCGGGACGAAUGACCGUUGUUAUGCCUGCGAUCGAUCGAGCUCAUGUGGCGAAGCGGCGACGAGAAUUUGUUCGAAACGAUGACGAAGAUGAAACGGAUGCAAAUGUUAGUUCCGUUCCUCAAUUUCUUCCGCCUCCUCUUCAGCCGUUCCUACUCCCCGACGAUUCCAACGACGAGGACUACCAUGACGAAGCAGAUGAGGAAGCGUACAAUAGCGAAGAUGAGAAUAGCAGUGCCGAAGGCGGUUCCGAUGAGUUUAUUGCUCGUGAUGAAGUGAGUGAGAAUUUUGAAGAUGAUGAGGAAGAAGGGCCAGUGACGCGAAGUCGAGCGGGACAAAUCCGUCGUCGAUCUACGAGUCCUGAUGAAUCCGCUCCAUUGAGAGGAACAGGCAUGCAACGACGAGGCCGUAGCAGUCGUGCACCAACGCGGGGCCGCGGACGUGGGCGAGGUGGAAGUAGUAGUGUGUCAACACGGGCGACACGAGCGACACGUAAGCGUACGCGUGAAACACGUGCGGAUCGAAGUGAAGACGACGAAGAGCCUGUACGGCCCAGACGACGUCGACGCACCGUCCGUAUGUCCUACCUUGAAAGCGAUUUAGACGAUGAAGAAGAGGAUGCAGAAGAGGCAUCGGAAUCCGAGCUCAUUGACGUCAUGGACGACGAUGAAAAUGAAGAGGAACCAGACGAUGAUCAACAGAGUGACUAUUCCGAGCCGGGUCCUUCCACCGUAGCUCCUCGCCGAGUGACCACACGUCGUACCGCGGCGGAACCAGAGACUACACCGCAGGUACCGGAUCGAAAAGGCAAGCGACGAUUACGUUCAGAUGUACCUGACCCUGAUGAUGAUGAUUUCAUGGCCUCGAUUGCGUCGUCGUCAUCCUCUUCUGCUGCGGUACGGUCCUCUACCACCCGCGGUGGCAAACCUGGCAAAGCCAAGUCAACCCGUAUUGCCCGUCCGGCCAAUCGUGAAUUACGGGGCAAGUUGCGUAACCUGACUGUGGCUGAAAUCAAACAACAUGAACCGACGGAAUGGAUCAAAUGCACCACGCAGUCAUUGUCAAAGUAUCUACCGCAAAUGGGCGAUCGUAUUGCAAUCAUGACCGAGGGGCAUGCCCAGUACUGGGAAACAUCGGAAAUGACGGCGUAUUUUGAUGAGAAGCAUGGUGUGUUGAAUAGCAACGAACCUGUUGUGUUUGGUACAGUGACAGGGAUCAGUUGGCAAGUGGGGCCACCUGCUUUUUGCCGUUUAAAGGUCUAUUUGCAGGAAUUGGUCAAUGUACGACAGGCACUUUUGGAACAUGCAGAACCUAUCUGGGCACCACGCGGGCGUGAUGUGACGAUUGAUUACAGUGACGAGGACGGAUGUCCUGAAUUUAUUGUACUAUGGGAACGGUUCUUGGUGUCCAUGGAAAUAUUCAAGACGCUGCAGGUUGGACAAAAGGUCGAUGUUAUUUACGACGAAGGAAGAUAUUCCGGCACCGUCUCCACGCGGUGCUCCACUGGCAUGGAUUGGCGUCGAGCGAAAAUGCCCAGCCCAUGGGCUUAUUAUCAUGUCAUUUGGGAUGAUAAUGAAUCGUCUCCGGAAGACCUAAGUCCGUGGGAAAUUGUACCAAGUGGCGAAGAUUUCCGACAACGCUACGAUGUUGGUCCUCGUCUCAGUCGUGCGGAUACACAGCGCGCAAAGGAUAUCAUUACGUGGCUGUCCAACUCGGACGAAUUCCAGCUUUAUGUCCACCAAGUCAACUAUUACGACUAUCCAAAUUAUCUAUCACAAAUCGCUUAUCCCAUUUGCCUUGAUAUGGUCUAUGAGCGGCUCAACACAGGCUUUUAUCGUCAUCGUGAGGCGGUCAUUGAUGAUAUUGAGCUGAUUCGAAAGAAUGCACAAAAAUAUAACCACGAAACAUCUCUAGCCAACAAGAACGCUGCACGUAUGGCCAACUUUUUCAAAUCACGGUUCCUGAAUCCGCGGAUGCCGUUGUCGUGGUCGAAAGGAGGACGCAAAAGGAUUCAAAUUCAGGAAUCCGAUGACGAAUAUCAGGAAGAGGAAGAAGUAGCAGAAGAAUCCGAGGAAAGCGCUCAUGAAAAGGAACACGUACGCUUGGACGAUGCUGAUGAAGAUGACUUUAUUGAUGACGACGACGAAGAUGAUGAAGAUUACUAUUAAAUCUCCUAAUAUUUUGGAUGCACGUUGAUACAUCCACACUAGCUCUUUCUCCUUUUUUUUAUUUCUCUUCUACCGUUUCCGAUGUACAGAUCGAUUUUAUGUAUGUAAUUUAUACACUUGCUUUAGAGCGUUUUCAAUAUCAGUAUACUAUUGUUGUUCUUUUUUUCUUUUCUAUUCUUUCCAUAACCCUCUUCAAUAAUAUCUUUCGAUUUUUGCAUAAAGAAUAUCUGCAAAAGAUAAUUUG